Messenger RNA from Paraphaeosphaeria sporulosa, 1056 nucleotides. Its product is annotated as alpha/beta-hydrolase. Lineage: Eukaryota; Fungi; Ascomycota; Dothideomycetes; Pleosporales; Didymosphaeriaceae. The record is from RefSeq and is a predicted model, not a curated record. The transcript is spliced from 2 exons. Bases 1 to 1056 code for a protein of 351 amino acids.
AUGGCAUUCCAUAGCUACAGAGAUGUGUCUGCUAGACGUGAAGUGCUCUACGUUGGCGGCGAAUAUACUACAAACAUUGACGGAACACCUGCCCAAUACAUGACCGGCCAGAUAUACGUGGAGAAGCUCACACCAUCGACUGAAUCCUCAAAAUGCCCCAUCGUGUUCAUCGCUGGUGCAGGCCAAACCGGGACGAACUGGCUACAUACACCGGAUGGCCGACCAGGUUGGGCCCACUUCUUUCUAGGGCACGGUUAUACUGUAUACCUGACAGAUCAACCAUCUCGCGGUCGAUCUGCUCGGCAUCCAUCUAUCGGAAAGAUGCGCGCCCUUAGCACCUCUGUUGUCGAAUCCUCAUUCACAGCUAUCUCCUCUCAUAACAAUUGGCCGCAAUCGAAGCUGCACACCCAGUGGCCCGGAAUUGGCAAGGUUGGAGAUCCUGUUUUCGACGCGUUCUAUGCUUCACAGGUUCCCAUGCGAGUGGACAAGUUGGCAGCGGAGAACGAGAAUGCGAAAGCAUACUCAGCGUUGCUGGACCGCAUAGGCGAAGCGUACCUCAUCACGCAUAGCCAGGCUGGGCCGUACGGAUGGCGCAUUGGCGAUGCGAGACCACAACUCGUCAAAGGUAUCGUGGCGUUGGAACCGCGUGGACCUCCAUGUGAAACGAGUUACCCAUUUCCAGGACAAAGGAUUGCCUUUGGCAUCGCGGAUGGAGAGCUCGAAUACGAUCCGCCAGCGGGGCCGAAUGGCGAGCACCUCAAAACUGUCAAGGUGCCUGCAAAAAGCGCGAAUCAUGACGAAUGUACACUGCAGGCUGACCCGCCAAAGAAACUAAAGAACCUAUCUAGUAUACCUGUCCUGGUCGUCACUUCAGAAGCAAGUUUCCACGCCCUAUUUGACUACAAUACUGUACUCUAUCUGGAACAAGCUGGGGUGAAUGUGGAGCACGCAGAUCUGCCUGCAGAAGGUAUCAGAGGAAAUGGACACAUGUUCUUCAUGGAGCUCAACAACAUGGUCAUUGCGGAAAGAAUUUUGACCUGGCUCACGAAGCAUUAG